Aspergillus homomorphus CBS 101889 is the source of this 2187-nucleotide messenger RNA. Its product is annotated as GMC family oxidoreductase. The record is from RefSeq and is a predicted model, not a curated record. Gene Ontology annotation, molecular function: flavin adenine dinucleotide binding; oxidoreductase activity, acting on CH-OH group of donors. The transcript has a single exon. NCBI's taxonomy places the organism in Eukaryota, Fungi, Ascomycota, Eurotiomycetes, Eurotiales, Aspergillaceae. The coding region runs from base 134 to 1744 and encodes 536 amino acids.
CCUCGUCAGAAGGAGACUCAAUCACACUUUACGCCCCCAUUGCAGGGUGUUAUUUAAGCGGCCCAAAUCCCACACAUUCUCACAUCUCGCUGCGUCAACCUACCUUGCCAACAUAGUCAUCACCACCACCAUUAUGACUCAAACCAGUGCUGACUACAUCAUCAUCGGCGGCGGCACAGCCGGCCUGGUGGUGGCCCACCGACUGUCCGAAGACCCUAACAUCGAAGUGCUUGUGCUGGAGGCGGGGCCAGACCUAAGCUCGGAGGAGCGUAUCCAGGACCCGAAUAUAUGGCCCAGCCUGCCUGGCUCCGAUGUGGACUGGCAAUUCAAGACCGUGCCGCAGGUGGGAUUGAACCACCGCGAGCAAGAGCAGGCUGCCGGGCGGCUGCUGGGCGGCACCUCCUCUAUCAAUGGGCUGGCGUUUGUGCCGCCGUCCCCAGCGGGCAUCGAUGCCUGGGAGGCGCUGGGCAACACUGGCUGGUCAUGGAAGAAGCUGGCCCCGUACUUGUACCGGAGCUUCCACGUCUCGAACCCAGCGGAAGAAGGGCGAGAGGCUCCUCCUACGGGACAGCUUUCUUCUGGCCCGGGACCCAUCGAAGUCACAUAUCCCGCGCUGGCCGAACCGGCGAACCACUCCCUCAUUGAGGCCUGGAACCAGACUUUUGCAAACCAGGGCUACGAGCUCAGUGACAGUCUGAUCCCCACCCCAACCAUAGGGGUCCGUCCCUACGCCGCUACUAUCACUGCCAACGGCGUCCGCAGCGCCAGCACGCAGUACACCACCGCGGCCGCCUCGCGCCCUAACCUGCGCAUCCUCACCAAUACCACUGUGGCGCGCAUUCUCUUCGAAAACAGGACGACCUCUUCCUCCGCCUCCCUCACCGCCACUGGGGUUCUUAUUCACGACAAUCCUACCCCAAUCACCGCCACCAAAGAAGUCAUCCUCGCCGCGGGCGCCUUCCAGACCCCUAAGCUCUUGGAGCUGUCCGGGAUCGGCGCCGCCCCGUUGCUCGCGAUGCACGGCAUCCCCUGCCGCGUCGACAACCCAGCCGUGGGCGCCAACCUGCAGAACCACAUGAUGGCCCUCCUCCCCGUCCCAAUCCAGCGGGAAACCGUCACCCCGACCCCAGGCGUCCAAGCCCUCGCCUUCGUCCGCUCCGGCACCGAAGCCGACCUCCUCGCCCGCCACCCUCCUCCCCCGUCGCCAUCACUCGCGACUCUCCUCACCAACCCCGCCGAACCCACUGCCUGCCUCUUCCUCAGCACACUCCCGGACUCAGUAGCUCUGCUCGGGCUGAUUCCCUCCUACCCGCUCUCCCGCGGCUCCGUCCACCUCGCCUCCGCCAACCCGAAAGACAAACCCAUCGUUGACCCCGACUUUUUCUCCCAUCCGCUCGACCUCCCGCUCAUGGCCGCCCACUUCCAGACCCUCCACGCCCUCCCCACCCGCACCCCGCUAAGCAGCUUCCUCGGGGAGUCACCCAGCCUCGGCGACAGCCUCAUAGAAGACGUGCUGCGGGCGUCCGCCGUGGCCACGCACCACUCAUGCGGGACGGCCGCCAUGGCGCCCCGCGCCCAGGGCGGCGUCGUGGACCCGGAGCUGCGGGUGUAUGGGACCGCGAACCUGCGCGUCGUCGACGCGAGUGUGUUUCCGGUGCUGUCGAUGGCGAACCCCAUGGCGACGGUAUAUGCGGUGGCGGAGCGAGCGGCGGAUUUGAUUCGGGGAGGGGGACAGAAAGCAUAGAACGAAGGGGCGGAUCACCAUUUUGGGGGGUUGAGAAAGAUGUAGGGUUUUCUCUUGACUUGCAGGGCGAAUAGUUAGACCGAAUCAAAUGACCUUUAAGUGUAGAUGAAAUGACUGGGCUGGAUGUUUCUGGAGGGCUUGUUUCAAUUUGCAGUGGCUGUUUUUGUUCUCGGUGUAAAGGGUAUAUAGAUUCCUACGAGUUAGGUUCUUCUGACGUAUAGGAUAGAAGUUCAGGUAGGGGCUAGGUUUCAUAAAUUGUUCUUUCCUUCUUACUAACUGGUUCUCCGGCUCACAGAGUGAUAAAUCCACUCAGGUCAUAUUGAUCUUUUUGAAGUCCCGAGUCAUGUCGCAUCUAUCUGAGCAAACUGCAAAUCAAAGACUGUGGAACUCGCCUUAUCCACCACGUGACGGGACGAGUAUACGCUGCACAUAGAAUACUCCCU